UAAAGGUUGUUUUAUGAUCAAACUUAAGGAUGUGGGGUUUAUAAUUCAGUCCAGUUUGGGGAAAGAGAAACAGCAGCAGUCCGGAAAGGGCCUUCAAACGAGACCAUGGAAAGGAACAUCAUAUAUUUGUGGAUCUGUGCUUUUGCAGUAGUUCAUGGAAAUCAAGAGACUUUACUACAACCUCCCAUCAGCACUAAACUCCCAUCAUUGAUAAAGAUGAACAAUGACUUCGCUUUUCACCUAUACAAAAAGCUUGUAGAAAUGCCCAAUUAUCAGUCCAAGAAUAUCUUCUUCUCUCCUCUCAGUGUGUCCAUGGCCCUUUCUGAGCUGUCUUUAGGAGCUGGUGGUGAAACUAAAGAACAGCUUUUAAGUGGCAUUGGCCAUAACGGCUCGGUCUUCAGCACUGAAGAAAUGCACGAGAUGUUCCACAGUCUCCUGGAAGACAUCGACCAGAGGACAGGGGUGGACAUCGAUGUUGGCAGUGCUCUAUACAUAAGCGACCAAUUUAAGCCCCAUUCUGAGUUCUUGAAGAACAUGAAGGAGUUUUACCACUCUGACGGCUUCACUGUGGAUUUCAGCGUCAAAGAAACACUGGAUAAAAUUAACACGUAUGUGAAGGAAAAAACACAUGGAAAAAUAGACCAAGCUGUUGAUGAUCUGGAAUCUGACACUUUGAUGUUUCUUCUCACUUACAUAUAUUUUAAAGGAAAAUGGGACAUGCCAUUUAACCCAAGCAGGACUCGUCAGGGUAGAUUUCAUGUGGAUGCCGAGACCACAGUUCCAGUAGAAAUGAUGCACCAGUACGAAUCCCUCAAAGUUUAUUAUGAUACCAACCUCACUUCUAAAGUCCUCUGUCUAGACUACAACGACUCUUUCUCCAUGUUUCUGGCUGUACCAGAUAACCACAGAGGUCAGACCAUCAAAGAUCUGGAGAAGGCCAUCUCUAGACAGCACAUUGAAAAGUGGAGGACAGCUGUCAGUAAAAGAAAAACUGACAUCUAUGUUCCCAAGCUCUCUCUGAAAACAUCGUAUUCCCUGAAAGAUAUUUUAAAAGGAAUGGGAAUGGCUGAUAUGUUUACAAAUAAAGCCAACUUCACAGGAAUUUCAGAGGAAAGGACAUUCAUUUCAAAGGUUUUGCAUAAGGCUACUCUGGAUAUCGACGAGAAAGGAACCACCGCAGCAGCGGUGACAACAGUUGAAUUCAGACCACUGUCCUACAGCCCACUGCAUACUUUGAAUUUUGACCGUCCAUUCAUGAUCUUUAUCACUGACCAAAAAAAUGACAACAUCCUCUUCUUUGGAAAAGUUGUCAAUCCGGCAGAAAAACAGUAAUGUGACAUUCAAGAUGUCAUGACAACAUUAGCCAGCAGGUGGCUGUGAUUUAAACACUGAUUUAAACUGUUGUGCCAUUAUUUUGUUGGCUCUACAGUGUGUUAUGUGUUAAUGUAGGACAGAGAUACUCAGUUCUUCUUCAAGAUGUAUUCAACCCUGAUCGUAGCGACCCACUAUUUCUGUUUCCUCUGGUGAAUGUAUACUUCUCUGCCAUGUGGUAACUGUUAGUGCUUAACUGAUAAAAGUAAUAAUAAUGAUAACAAUAAUAAUAAAACAAAAAUGUGGCAAUACCA
Molecule: messenger RNA, 1625 nt
Organism: Labeo rohita (rohu)
Lineage: Eukaryota; Metazoa; Chordata; Actinopteri; Cypriniformes; Cyprinidae
Product: corticosteroid-binding globulin-like
Exons: 5
Coding region: 106-1332 (408 amino acids)
Biological process (GO): negative regulation of endopeptidase activity
Molecular function (GO): serine-type endopeptidase inhibitor activity
Source: RefSeq, a predicted model, not a curated record